Staurois parvus is the source of this 483-nucleotide messenger RNA. NCBI's taxonomy places the organism in Eukaryota, Metazoa, Chordata, Amphibia, Anura, Ranidae. The record is from the annotation of a GenBank genome assembly.
ACUAACAUCAACUUACAAAGCCAUCCACAACUCUGCCCCCCGGCUACAUCACCAACCUGGUCUCAAAAUAUCAACCAAACCGCUCUCUUCGAUCCUCCCAAGACCUUCUGCUCUCUAGUUCCCGUGUCACCUCCUCCCAUUCUCGCCUCCAGGACUUCUCCCCGAGCUUCUCCCAGAAUACUCCCCUUUUUAACCAAUGAUACCACAAAGCUCCUAAUCCACUCCCGGGUUAUCGCUCACCUCGACUACUGCAACUCCCUCCUCAUUGGCUUACCUUUACAUAGGCUAUCCCCCCUUCAGUCCAUCCAACCGUUCAGUGGUUGCUACCCCUCUCUGCCAAUCCCUCCACUGACCUCCACUCAGUGUCCGCCACCCCUCUCUACCAAUCCCUCCACUGGCCUCCACUCAGUGUCCGCCACCCCUCUCUGCCAAUCCCUCCACUGGCCUCCACUCAGUGUCCUCCACCCCUCUCUGCCAAUCCCU